Thyridium curvatum is the source of this 468-nucleotide messenger RNA. RefSeq lists its product as uncharacterized. NCBI's taxonomy places the organism in Eukaryota, Fungi, Ascomycota, Sordariomycetes, Thyridiales, Thyridiaceae. The transcript has a single exon. The record is from RefSeq and is a predicted model, not a curated record. The coding region runs from base 1 to 468 and encodes 155 amino acids.
AUGGCUUCAAAUUCAAAUUGGGAUAGUGUUGACAGCCUCGAUCAGUACGAGCGAUUUGUAGCUCGUGAGCUGCCCAUCCUCCUCCGCAGAAUGCUCGAGCAAGAUCUCGACCAAAACGAUCAUCUAACCAAAAGCCGAGUGAUCGAUAUUGUGGAAGCGGCACAAGCCAAAUUACUUCAUCAAUUUCGCGCUACUCGUCACUCCGGGCCCAAUGCUUCACGACAAGCAUCGUUGCGUCCGGAAGAUCCGAAACCACCAGAGGGAGAGCAACUUCACAGUCCAGCAAUGCCCUUAACUUCCACAUUCUCUCCACUUCAUAUUGUCCCCGAAAUGCUUCAAUUCGACAACGUUUAUGAUUCUUAUCUCGGUCACAAUGGGGGAGAGACUACGUGGGGGAUGAAUGGCGAGGAGCAGAGUCUCUGGCCAGAGCUGCUAGGCAGAUCUGAGCCGGCAUUCUCCGGUGUCUGA